Messenger RNA from Fundulus heteroclitus (mummichog), 7013 nucleotides. It is a transcript of the gene caln2, whose product is annotated as calneuron 2. Bases 844 to 1500 code for a protein of 218 amino acids. The record is from RefSeq and is a predicted model, not a curated record. Lineage: Eukaryota; Metazoa; Chordata; Actinopteri; Cyprinodontiformes; Fundulidae. Gene Ontology annotation, molecular function: calcium ion binding. The transcript has 6 exons.
GGGACAGGGGAUGUUGGUGCCUCUCUGAUCCACUUAAACCUUAAUUGCUCGGACCUCGCAGUCCCUCCCUCUCCCUCGCUUCCACUCAGUCAGACGCACACCUGAGAUGAGCUCCCUCUGAGCGUCAGCAGCUCUGGUCGCUUCCUAUGCGGUCCCCCCCGUCAUCGGACAGGACCGACACACAUUAAAUGGGUUAAGUCUGUCACCGGGAGCAGCGGGAGAUUCCUUCCUUUCAAUCCGCUGCUUGGGCGAUCUGAGCUCAGAUCGCGCUCUUUGUGGUUCGUCGGCGCAGACUGAGUUUUAACCGUGAUCCCCGUCGUUUGUAGAAGAAGAAGAAGGAGAAGGACCAGCAGCAACAGCAGGAGGAGAAGGAGCAGCGCAUCUCAGACACAGACCCGUGGGCGGCUGCGGGUGCGUCCGUCUGGGCAACAAACUGCUCCAUCCCUACAACCCAACAUUUUCAACAUAUGGCCUGGAGAAGUGGGCUUUAAAAAGAAAACAGACUCUGAUCAAUUCACGUUGGUCUGGGGAACAUUUCCCACCAGCGUUUUCAGCUCACCAGUUGAUAUUUUCUAAACAAGUAUCUGGAAGGAGGAAGAAGAAAAAAAAAAGUGAGGGAGGGCACAUGAGACACCGGUGAAUUCCCGAAGCCAGGUCCAGCAGCGAGACUGAAUGAGUCCAUCUUGGGCUGUUGGACGGACUCCUUCAGAGGACAGGACGGAUGCGAACGGACUCAACACAUCUCGGCAGUUGAAACCAGCCUCAGCCUCUCUGCCACCGGUGCGCUAAAGGAACGGGAGGGGACUCUGACUCCGGGGGACCAGUUUCUUUGGCAGGGAAAAGAUGCCAUUCCACCAUGUGCGGGCAGGCCUGCUCUAUCCAGACAACUACCUGAGCAGCUCCCUGACCGAGGGCAGCGAAGCCUUCCAGCUCACCAGCCUCUCCACUGAGGAGCUGGGAGAGAUCCGUGAGGCGUUUCGAGUUUUGGACCGAGAUGGGAAUGGCUUCAUCUCCAAGCAGGAGCUGGGCAUGGCCAUGCGCUCCCUGGGUUACAUGCCCAGCGAAGUGGAGCUGGCCAUCAUUAUGCAGAGACUGGACAUGGAUGGAGACGGCCAGGUAGACUUCGAGGAGUUCAUGACGAUACUGGGGCCCAAGCUGCUGUCGUCCGACAACAGAGAAGGAUUCCUGGGGAACACCAUCGACAACAUCUUCUGGCAGUUUGACAUGCAGCAGCUGUCUCUGGAUGAGCUCAAGCAGGUGCUGUUUCACGCCUUCCGGGACCACCUGACGAUGAAGGACAUAGAGAACAUCAUCAUCACCGAGGAGGAGAGCCUCAACGAAACCUCAGGGAACUGCCCUGAGUACGAAGGAGUUCAUCCUAAGAAGAAGAAUCGACAGACAUGUGUCAGGAAAAGCCUGAUCUGCGCCUUCGCCAUGGCUUUCAUCAUCAGCGUCAUGCUUAUCGCGGCCAAUCAGAUGCUGCGGAACGGCAUGGAGUGAAACCAGUUGCACUGUGAGCAUGGGGAGUGGGACAGAAACAGCCAUGACCUCACAUUUUCUCUUCGCGGCCAAAGCUGGACCAGCCACAACCCAAGCACUUCUCGAAACAAUCAGUUGAGCUUUUUGUGUUUGUUUUCAUGUGAAUUGUUCUUAGGAAACUGACAGUGUGGAUGAAAUGUGGAGAGGUGUACUUGUUUUGCAAUGAAGAUAUCACCAGGUGAAGUCACUUGAACUUUAACUGCGAAACAGUUAUGGUUUUCUAUAAAUUUUGACACUAAACAGGAAUUACUUUGCUGUUUUAGAGUCCGAAACCACCCUUUAAACUUGAUUUUAUAAUUGCCAGAAAUGCUUAUCAGGUGCUUUGAGCCAUCCAUGGUUUUCAAAAGACAAACAAUAUAUCAAACAGCUGCAUAUUUAUCGUAGUAAAGGUGCAAGGAACGUGAACUGAGUGAAUGUGAGCACUCUAUACUGGCCACAGCAUUGACAUGCAUACCAAUAUCCUCACAUCUCAUGUAGCCGUGUAUCAGCGUCACAUUUGGCGUGAAGCAUUUGCAUCCUCAGCUCAGUCUGCUGUUUGUGCGGCUGUGUCAGAUCUUUAUGUGUAUCUAGAGGAAGCACAACUCAAAUCUCAGCGAGGGAUCACUUGAUUUCCAUCACAUUUAAGUAGCGACUGGCUGAUCAUGGAAGAUCUCUGUGGUGUGGAAAAGGCAAGUGUAUAUAGAUAAUUUGCAGAGGCUUCCUCUGAGGUGUAAAAAUAGACCAAACCGAAUUCACUUAUUAUAAGGUAUGUGUUUGCAGGGAAAGGGCCUCAUUUUAGCAUUUCACUGUAAGACUGCUCAUCCGUAGAAAUCCCCUAGCAGCAUGCCAGUAUGUAUACUGCAAUUAACUACUGUUCCCAAUAGAUUUUUACUGUAUAUAUGUUGCUAUUUAGCCUAUGUAAUCUAAUACUUCUCUCAACAGCAGAAAGUAUGAGGGAAUAAAAACUAGCAAGCUUUAAUAUACACCUACUAGCCACUUUAUUAGACACAAACAGCAAUCCAGUCAAUAAAAUGGCAGCAACUCAUUGCAUUUUGGUGACUUUAAACCUGCCAUGGUUGCUGCCAGACAGGCUGAUCUGAGUAUUUCAGCCACUGCUGAUCAUCUUCACUGAGAAUGACCCGAAAAAGAGAAAACAUCCACCGAGCAGCAGUUCUGUUGAGGAAAAUGUCAUGUUGACGUCAGAGGAGACUGGGCAGACUGGUUGGAGAUGAUAGAAAUGCGGUUGUUGCUCAGCACUCGUUAAAACCAAGGAAUGCAGAACAUCAAAUCUGAACGCAUAUAGGAAGCUGAAGCUCCAGAUAACAAUGUCUAGGACAAUAUUUAGAUUUUAGGAACAGAAUUCGGUGUAAACAGCAUGAAAGCAUCGCUCCAUACUGCCUUUAGUCAGACGUUUGAGGCUGCUGGUGAUAGUGGUGUAAUGGUGUGGGGGAAUAUUUUCUUAGCACACUUUCAGAUCCUUAGUACCAGUGUCUACUCCUUUGUAGCAGGCUAAGUCCAUGUUUUUUGAUACAGAGGACCAGGGUUUCUAAUCCCAGUUGUCUGCCAAGUCUGUGUGCAAGUUGUAAUGACUUGCUGUGACGACCCCUGAAUGAGGGAGCAGCCGACAUGACUCACCUCCACCAGAAUAACGCUCCAUGUGACGGAGCUAAAAAUCUCCUCACAUCGGCAGUGAGGUACUUGUACUCCGACGGCCUCCACAGUCCUCCAGAUGUCAGUGCAACAGAGCACCUCUGAGAUUUGGUGGAAAGGGAGGUUCCUAUCGUGGAUGCAAAGCAGAUAAAUCUGAAUCAACAGCGUGAUGCUGUGACCAGCUGGACCAGAAUCUCUGCAGAACGUUUCCGACUGCUUGGUGAAUUUGUGCCAUGGAGAAUCAAGGCGGUUCUGAAGCCAAAAGAAGGUCCAAGCCACAACUAGCAAGGUGUACCUGACAAAGUGACUCUGGAUAAGCAGGAGACGUGUGCCAUGUGGUCAGGUUUGUGGAAAAGGUUUCCCUCUCCUGGUCAAAGAGAGAACUAAAGCUUAAUCUGAGCCUUGGGAUGUGUUGUGUCAUUGUUGAAAGGUUACUUUAUUCUGUAUCUGUAAAGACUAGCUCCAAACCCAAACUGUACUCCUCAGGAAUGAAGGGAAGACUGCAAUAUUCUGUGAGACUCAAAGCACAGUGUAUUUAUGAUUUAGCUCUUAAAUAAACUGUGCAGUUAUAACAAAGCUUUCACGGCUGAAUGCUCUGAAAAUAAACCUUGAGAUGGUUUAGAACCACACAAGAACACCUCACCGUCACAAAAGAUUAAAUGUAAGGAGAAGAACGACCCAGUGAUUCUGAAAUAUCAUCGUCUAUCCACUCCAGAUUACAUCUCCAAGUUAUGUUUUCAGAAACAGAUAAAAAGAAUAUGUGGGACGUAGCGACAAUAACCUGGUAAAGAGCAGAGGGCUUUCCGUAGUUUCACAGUAGCAGGGUAUUUACACAAAAGAUUUAAACAGAAAUGUCUGACAGAAUCGAAUAUAUUUUAGAGUCUACUUUUUUAUUUAAUAUAACAGUCACUCUAAUUCCUACUUAAUGAUUGAUUACCUAAAUGAGAGUGAUGUAUGGCACUACUUUUAGCUUUAAGACCAAGACUUUCUGUGUUUGUUGCAAACAGCCUGACUGGCCUUUGUUGUAAGCGAGGGAGAAGUGUGGUAGCCCCAUUUCAGCCAGCUGACAGGCAGUAUGUAGCACCAGAUAGGGAAGGGACAGUGCUGCUAUGCUUCAUAUGGUGAGAGGAAAUUCUGGUCAGUCUGGCAUUUCAUUAUCCUGACUUUAAACCACAGGAACUGUAUGACAAGAAAUUAUAGCGGGUUUCAAACCAUACCUUCGAAAAAUUAUGCUAUUCCCUGGCACUGAUAACCAGCCCACGGCGAGUCAUUCAUUCAGUUUUUUGUGUGAUAACUAUAAUGUAUAUUGUAUCCUAAAUGUAAUGUCCGCUUAGCUGUUCAGCCUUGUGUAAAUCUAGCUCUGUGUCUGUUCAUUGCUCCUGACUUUGACUUCAUAACAACCAUGUAGAGUUGAAAUAAGAUAUUUACAUAUACAUUGUAAAAAGACACAUAACCACUUUUCUCACAAUCUGGCAAUAAAUCAAACAAAAAUCCUCCUGUUUUUCGGCCAGCGAGCCUUACCAAAAUUAUUUUUCUUUGCUAAAUAUCACAACAAUGAUAGUUUUAUUUUAAUUUUAACUUCAGAAGAAUACAGACGUUUCCUUGGUAUUUGGUAGAAUUGCGUUUUGAACAACAAAUAUAAUGUUGGUCAUUGUAGCCAAGCACUUAAAUUUUAGAUUUAACAGAUGACAGGACAUACUAGCAAUCAACAUUUGAAAAGAAAAACAUUGCAUACUCAGAUUUGCAGAGGUUCUCUCUCAUCUUUCCUGAUUUAUUCUGGUUUUUCAUGAUUUCACAUGUGUUGCGUUAAAAUAUAUCCACGGGUGUCCCUCCAAUUAACUCAGAUCUUAUGAAUAAAUCAGUCUUACAAAACCAUCAGAUAAUCAUCUGAACUUUUUCAAAUUCUGCUUUCAAAUUUCUGUGGAAAAAUAAAAGAAAUGUUGUGCCAUAGAAGCAGGAAACGUUGAGCUUUGUGUUAAAGAGACCUAAUAUGCAAAAUUCACUUUUUGCACAUUUUUGUACUUCUCUACUGCUUCUAGAAACAAUCUAAUCACUAAAAAAAAUCCAUUCAGCUUGUCUUUUUUUGGCAAUAAGUACAUUUUUAUUGAUGUCUGGAAACUCACCUUGCAACCCAGUGGCAGCUCCGCCCAAUUAAUCAGCUGGUUUUAGCUGUAUGCGCUGUACAAUGGUUGUUUGGCAUGAACAUGAUUGAUCAUUUAGGACAAGCUAAUGCUAACAAUAGCCUACUGAUAAUAGCCCUGAUAACUUACCAUUUAGAAACCGAUUGCUGAAUCCUUGCUGGAUGUGCAAGACGUUCGACUUCUUCAGCUUCUGGGUCUGACUCAUAGUCAAACAUGUCUUGUUGUACCAUUGUGCAUCUGUUUACAGCCAUUUUCACGUGUGUAAAGAGUGAGUGUAAACAUUGAGUUGGGGGAGGGGCCAGCUACCCCUUAAUUGCAUAAAAGAGACAGAGCCCUAAAAACAGCUCAUGCUGAAAGGAGUUCAAAAUAGGAUGAACCCAGGAGGAGACAUCUCAUUAUCUAAGAAUUAUUUUGUGCAAAAAAUGUAAUAAACAUGUUUACUAUAGCCCACAGACUUAUCCUAACUUGUUUAAAAGGAAGCAUAAUAGGACCCCUUUAAGGGCACUCAGUGAGGAAAAAAAUAGCUAUGUAUCUUUUUACACAGUGUAUGUCAGAUCUGGCUUCAUCUCUGUAGAUUCUCUAACUGCACGGUGCUCCCUUUGAGACAACGUUGGACUGAUUGUUUCCUUUGGACAAAUCUCUUGUUUUAUUAUGUUAUCGGUCUGUUGACAAGGUGGACGAAAACUAAGGCAGAACUUUCAAUCAAACUGAUGUGUAUCCACGUGGGUGUAUGGUACAGCUUUGUGAAAACCUAAAAAAAAAUAAUAAUAAUGCAGGAUGCGAAAGGACUUUUUCUUUUAAAACAAGUCAGGUAUCACACCUAAAUUGUAUAAUACUGUAAAUCAGUGUGCAUGUUGUUGUCAUGUCGUUUAAGAAAGGGAACCCAGUUACUCUUUGUUGUUGGUUUAAAUGUAAUUAUGUAUGUAUUAUGUAUUGACUUUCCUAUUUAUACUGUAAUAGCCAUUUUUAUAGUUUCUACCAGCUAUAAAUCAAAUCACAGAGCAGAAGAGGGCAUUUUCAUAAAUAUGCAAAUACAAGGUCACACCAUCACCAUCAUAAUCUACGUCUCACAUUAUUUCUAGAAGAGUCUGUUGGUCUCACUGAGGAUGGUUCUACAUACUGAGUCCCACACAUCCUGUAUUUUAUUCACUUCAGAGUUUAAUUAAUGUCCACAUCGCCACAUAAUCGUCAUACAAACUUCUGUAUAAUGUAUGCUACACUUAUCCUUGUAAGUCAAUUUGUCUUUGAAAUUCCCAGCACACUGACAUUUGACCAAUGGAGCUAAUGUUUUCCUUUGUCUGUCAGCACCAUGGUCCAUUCGAAACCAGCAUUGCUCCCGUUAUCCCUGCAGUUCCUCUAAAGAAAUGUUUCAUUUUGACAUCAUUGCAUGACUGUGUAAGGGAAACCCUUUUAAGGUUCACAUUAUUGUACCCGUGCUUCUGUAACAGGACAAGGACCAGUUUCAUGUUUUAGAAAUUUGUUUUUACCAAAACAUGUUUUUACCAGUUGUAUAUUGUACAGAAAUGAAACUAAACACAGAUAUGUAAUACAACCUUGGCAUGCUGCUUAGAAAAGGAGAGAGAAAACAGCAAUGGUUACAAACUGAAUGGUUAUUGAAAUGCAAAGUUGAAUCUGAUUAAUCUAAAAAAAAAAAGUAUAUCUAUAAAUGUUUAUGCAAUAAAACCUUGUUUUGAUAGAAAUUGA